AUGGCUACCCGCUCCAGGACAGCCUCUCGAGCCCAAUCCCCCUUUGAUCAGGGAUACAUGGAACCUGCACUUCCGCCAACCACCUCUGUCAAAUAUGGCAAGGUAUCCCUUGAACAAGUCACACGGCUCCUCCUUGGCCUUGUUGGCCAAGUCAAAUGCCUUGAGCAAGAAAUUGCCAAGAUCAAGGAAGCCGGAAUCAAGACCCGGACAAACGUUGAGAACAUCUCCCAAACCGUCAAUGUUGUCAAGGAUGGGCUCAGGUCCCUUCAAUCCCAUGGUCCCUGCACACCUGAAGGACCCCAAGCCAAGGCUGUGGAAGAAACGCCACGCCCCCUACCAAAAACCAAGCCUAUUGGAUUGGCUAGUGGGGGCCCCUUCUGGACAGAAGCGCCCAAGGUCCUCCCCAGUUUGGCCCAGCCAACCCCAAGAAGAGUUGCUCCCCCGCAAGUCCCAUCUCCCCUUACAUCUCCGCGUCUCCAAUCCCCAAUUGGAGCACCUGCCCCUCUCCCUCCGGCUCCAGCAGCCCACUACCCCGCUCCGGUCAAGGUUGACCACCCUGAUGCCUACACAGGCAAAAUAGGAAGCAAGGCAAAGCAAUGGCUGACCAGGAUGCUGGCCUGGACCCGCCUUAACUUGCGGAUGUUCCCAACCAAUCAGGAGGUUCUAUCCUUCCUCCUGAUGAACAUGAAGGACUCCGCCGGGGCAUGGGCCCAUCCACACCUUGACCAGCUUGGAUCACACCGGGCUAUCAUUCAAACGGUCAAGGGUUUCAAGAUGGAAUUCCUGGCAGCAUUUGGCAACCCUGACGCCACAAGGGCCGCUGAGCAGAAGAUAACCACCCUCACCCACCGUCAAAUUGCAACCCGCAAACACCAUCCCCGUACCCUCCUAGAGCUGCAAAACGCAGCACUUGUCAUUGAUAACGCCCUCCGUGAGGAGCGUGCUAGCCAUCCGCCAAAGGAUAGUAAGUCUAGCAGACCAACUAACCCCGCAAGGGGGACGGGUACCGGCCAGUCAAACACUGGUUCUAAGAAGCUCUCCGACAACCCAAACUUUGUGUCGGAAGAAGAACAAAACUGCCGCCGCGCUGCCGGCGCUUGCAUCAAGUGCAGUAAAAUGGGUCACAAGUUUGCAGAAUGCCGCACGGGCUGGAAGGCUACCCCUAUUGAGGAUAAGGGGAAAGCCAAGGAAACCGCCAAGGUUGGCAAAGACUCCAAGUACCAAUUGGGAAAAGAAAUCUCCCUGCUCUUCACCAUUUCAAUCAAGCCAGAGAAACAAGCGGACCACUUAGAAGUCCUGAUAGAUUCAGGCGCCACAUCAUUGUUCCUACACCCACGCACUGCUGAGGCAUUACGCCUACCACUCAUAGACCUCCCUACACCCCGCACUGUUACUAUGCUCAAUGGGUUGAGCCCCCAGGCUGGCAAAAUCUGGAAAAAGGCCAUACUGACCUUUUCCUUUGAUGGCAAACAAAUGACAGAGACUUUCCUAAUCUGUAACACAGGAUCUCACGCUGCCAUCCUAGGACUGAAGUGGUUAGACGCCCACAAUCCGGAGAUUGAUUGGAAUCUGCGCACUCUCUCUUUCCCUCACACCCCACCGGAACAAGUAACCAUUGCCAAAGAGGAGGAAGCCAACAAAGACCCUCUAGAAGGAGUACCCCCUGAAUACCAUCAGUAUGCUAAGGUAUUUGGGGAGGAAGAAUUCAAUAAACUCCCUCCGCACUGGCAUUACGACAUUGGAAUCAAACUUACGGAAGAAGGACCCCUCAACUUGCCUCUUUAUAGUAUGACUGAUGCUGAGUCCUCUACGCUCAAGGACUGGCUUAGGGAUGAACUCAAGGCGGGCAAAAUACGCCCUAGCAAGUCUUCCAUCAGCUCCCCCGUAAUGUUUGUCCCUAAAAAGGAUGGUUCCUGUUGUUUGGUUGUUGACUAUUGCCGCUUGAAUAACCGGACAAAAAAGAACGUUUACCCGCUACCCCGUCCUGACAACCUUAUGGCCCAGCUGCGCGGCGCCAAGGUAUUCACCAAACUAGACCUAAGAUGGGGUUAUAACAACGUCCGUGUCAAAGAAGGUGACAAAUGGAAAACCGCCUUCCAAACAAAGUACGGCCUUUACAAGUCCCUGGUAAUGACUUUUGGUUUAACAAAUGCCCCCGCUGCCUUCCAGCACUUCAUGAACAAGCUAUUCAAGGAUCUACUGGAUGUAUGCGUCAUCAUUUACCUUGAUGACAUCCUGAUAUACUCUAAGGAUGACGCAUUGCAUACACAACACGUUCAUGAGGUUCUGAGGCAACUAAUGGAAAAUCAACUGUUCUGCAAGGCAUCCAAGUGCACGUUCCACGUCACCUCUGUGGAAUACCUAGGGAUCAUUGUCUCAGAUAAAGGUUUUAGCCUGGAUAAGCUCAAAAUCCAGGCGGUACAAGACUGGCCGGUACCUACUAAGGUUAAAGAAGUCCAAUUGUUUCUGGGAUUUGCCAACUUUCUUUGUUGUUUUGUUGCCAACUUUAGCCACAUGGCUAGGCCGCUACAUAACCUAGUGAAAAAAGACACACUGUGGAAGUGGGACACCAGGGAACAAGAAGCCUUCCAAGGAUUAAAGGAUGCCAUCACCAAUGCCCUGGUCCUUUGUCACGCUGAUCCCUCUAAACCUUAUUUUUUGGAAACAGACGCCUCUGGUGCAGCCUUGGGAUCCAUACUCAGCCAACGCCAAGAAGACGGACGCCUGCACCCAUUGGGUUUCUUAUUGGAGUCAUUCAAGGGGGCCAAACAAAACUAUGACACGCACAACAAGGAGCUUCUAGCCAUCAUUUGCUCCUUCAAGUACUGGCGCAUCUUCUUGGAAGGAACACCACAACCAAUCACUGUGUUCACGGACCGUUGUAACCUGGAAUAUUGGAAAGAAUCCUGGACAUUCAACCAACGCCAUGCACAAUGGCAUUUACUACUUGCCAGAUACAAUUUCCAGAUAGUCUACCGCCCAGGGAAACAGUCAGGGAAACCUGAUGCCCUCUCACGACGUGCUGAUCAUGCUGAUAUUCCACCUGCGGAUCAAACCAUGCUCCCGGACCCCGUAUUUGCCAACAUUGCCCUAGUGACUCCCAAAAAAGAGCUACAACGCCAGAUCAAGGCUUCUCUAGACCAGGAUGAAUCCUUGGAAGAAAUCUUACAGUUCCUACAAAAUGAGUCCAAGGCACCACCCUCCAUUAAACGCGCAUUCAAGGAUUAUGAAAUGGAGGCUGGCCUAUUGUUUUACCAAGGACAAAUUGUAGUACCGGAUGUAGGGACCUUAAGGACGGAUUUGCUCAGGAUCUUCCACAAUAGUCCAUUGGCGGGCCAUCCAGGCAGACAAAGGACUCUAGAGUUAGUAUCCAGGACUUACUACUGGCCUGGCAUCCGUGCCAACACAUACUGGCACGUUGACUCAUGUGAAAUCUGCCAACGGAUUUGGAAACCCAAAUACGCGUCAAUCCCACCUCAGCCUCUAGAACUCCCAUCACGCCCGUGGCAACAUGUGUCAUACAACAUGAUAGUAGACCUGCCCAAAGACGGAAAUUGUGAUUCUAUCCUGGUCAUUGUGGAUAGUUUUACUAAGUACGUGAUCCUAGUAGAGUGCUCCAAGAAGCUCAAGGCCCCGGAGUUAGCAGACCUAUUCCUAUGCCAUGUAUGGAAACGCUAUGGCAUGCCUGAGAAGACAAUAUCAGACUGCGGACGGGUUUUUAAUAACAAAUUCCUGAAGGCGCUGUACCAACGCCUGGGAAUAGACCCCCACUUCUCUUUGGCCUAUCAUCCUCAAAGCGACGGGCAAACAGAACGUGUGAAUCCUAUGGUCAAACACUUUUUACGGGCAUACUCAGGGAUAAACCAGAAAGACUGGGUCAAGUGGUUACCAAUGGCGGAAUUUGCCUACAACAACGCGGUACACAGCUCAACAGGCAAAUCCCCCUUUAAGGCACUAUACGGCUGGGAACCUUCCUUGACUCCAAGUAACGUCUCAACAGACGUCCCUGAGGCAGACAACCUGGCAACCCAGAUGGAAGAACAAUGGCGGGAAAUAGAGGCAGCACUCCGGCAAUCAAAGACACGUAUGGUAGCCGGAGAAGUAGGAGAACCACUUGAAUUUGAAAUUGGGGAAGAAGCCUGGCUAGACGCAAAAAAUGUGAAGCUAAAGACCCUUAGUCCAAAGCUAACCAAACAACGCCUAGGCCCCUUCAAAGUAACCAAGAAAAUCUCCAACAGAGCGUACCGCCUAGAACUUCCGCCCACAAUGAGAAUCCACAACGUUUUUUACGUGGGGCUUCUGUCAAAGGUCAAAAGGGACAAAAAGCGCAACUUUGAGAACUGGCCACCACCUGUUACCGUGGAUGGAGAAGAAGAAUACAAGGUUGAGGGGAUCACAGACAUGGAAGAAAGGAACGGGAAGUGGUUUUUCAGGGUAAAAUGGAAAGGCUACGGAUCAGAAGAGAAUACCUGGGAACCAAGGGAGAACCUCAAAAACGCCAAAAAAAUCCUAGAAAAAUUUGAAAAAGAAAUGAAAAAGAAGGCCCUUGGCGCUGCCAAGGCCCUUAGAGGGGGGGCAGUGUCAUAG
Rhizoctonia solani is the source of this 4587-nucleotide messenger RNA. RefSeq names its product Retrotransposable element Tf2 protein. Gene Ontology annotation, molecular function: nucleic acid binding. Lineage: Eukaryota; Fungi; Basidiomycota; Agaricomycetes; Cantharellales; Ceratobasidiaceae. Bases 1 to 4587 code for a protein of 1528 amino acids. The record is from RefSeq and is a predicted model, not a curated record. Gene Ontology annotation, biological process: DNA integration. The transcript is spliced from 3 exons.